This is a messenger RNA of Asparagus officinalis (garden asparagus), 2146 nucleotides long. Its product is annotated as putative pentatricopeptide repeat-containing protein At5g52630. NCBI's taxonomy places the organism in Eukaryota, Viridiplantae, Streptophyta, Magnoliopsida, Asparagales, Asparagaceae. Gene Ontology annotation, biological process: RNA modification. The record is from RefSeq and is a predicted model, not a curated record. Gene Ontology annotation, molecular function: protein binding; zinc ion binding; RNA binding.
UUGAAAUUCUAAAACCACCGUCUCCUCCAAAAUCUCUAAUGUAACAACUAUGCACACCCCGCUCCCUCUCUCCCCUCUCUCCCUCUCCCACCUCCUAAUCUCCCUCUCCUCCUCCCGCAACCUCCCGAAAGGCCAGCAGCUCCACGCCUUCCUCCUCAAAACCGCACCUCGGCGCCCAUGCACCGUCCGCGCUCCCUCCUCCUCGCCGCCCUCCCGUCUCCAACCAACCGUCAUCACGCCUCUACUCGCCGCUGGCCCGCCUCGCCCGUACCUGCUGCUGCCUCCUCAGCCUUCCUCGACACCCCUCCAGGCGCCCAUACCGCGCUGGUCGCUCCCUUGCAUGCUGCCUCAUUCGCCGGCAGACGAAGACCCCGGCUCAACUCCCUCGCUCCCUUCCGCGAGCGCUGGAUGCCUCGCCUGCUCUGCUCCGUCCUCCCCAACGAACGCACGACCCUCCCUCCCGCCAGCAAAUCCCUGCGAGCCGGCCGCUCGGCCGUCCCCCUCCCUCUGGCAGCAGUGCCAUUAUUGCGCACGAUCGCCUGUUCCAUCAAGAACGAGCUUCGCGGCUGCCGAUGUGUUGUGGCUUCUUCUCUGCGUCGACAUGUACGCGAAGUGGCGGGUUGAUCGGGGACGGCGCGGCAGGUGUUCGAUCGAGAUGCCGGAGCGAACGGUGGUCCUCGUGAGCGGGCUUAUCUGCGGUAGCGCGCAAGAUGGCGCUGGAGGGGGGAGGCGUCGGUGUUGUUCUAGGCGGCGAUGGAGGGCGGGCGUCGCGGGCCGUAUGACUUUACGUAUUCCUGCGUUUCUGAGGGUUUGCGCGGUCUCGACGCUGCUUGAGCUCGGGUCGCAGGUUCAUUGUCUCUGCGUGAAGAGUAGUUAUGAGGCGUCGCCGUUUGUGGGGAGCUCGUUGAUUUCGCUUUAUUCAAAGUGUGGGCUGGUUGAGUUUUCUUAUAAGGUGUUUGAUGAAAUGCCGGACAGGAACCUCGGUGCGUGGAAUGCGAUUUUAAUUGCUUCGGCGCAGCAUGGGCAUACGGAUGCGGCGUUCGAAAGGUUUGGAGAGAUGGAGCGGGUUUCGAACGUUCGACCCAAUUUCAUCACGUUUUUGUGUCUGCUGACUGCGUGUAGCCACGCGGGAUUAGUCAAAGAGGGAAAGAUGUAUUUUAAAAUGAUGUCCGAACAACACGGGAUUGAACCCGGGCAUCAGCACUACGCGACCAUAGUGGACCUCCUCAGCCGAGCAGGAAAGCUGAAAGAAGCAGUAGAAAUCAUCGAGACAAUGCCAAUUCCCCCAACUGAAUCCGUAUGGGGUGCCCUUUUAACGGGCUGCAGACUCCACAAUGACACCGACACUGCUGCAUUUGCUGCUGAGAAGCUCUUUGAGACCUGGCUUCGACGAGCUCUGGCGCAUCAUAUGCUUCUGACGAAUGCAUAUGCAGCCGCAGGAAAAUAUGCAGACGCUGCACGUGCACGGAAAGCAAUGCGUGACAAAGGGGUGAAGAAGGAGACUGGGUUAAGUUGGUUGGAAGCAACAGGGGGCAAAGUGUACACCUUUGUAUCGGGUGAUCGAUCUAAUUCAAGAAGUGAAGAGAUAUAUCGGAUUUUGGAGGAGGUUGGGGAGAAGAUGGAGAUGGCUGGGUAUGUUGCAGACACUAGCUUUGUGUUGAGGGAUGUGGAUAGGGAGGAGAAGAGGAGGUCUGUUUGGUAUCACAGUGAGAGGUUGGCAAUCGGGUUCGGGUUGUUGACUGUGCCUGAGGGGAGACCAAUUAGAGUAAUGAAGAAUCUGAGAGUUUGUGGCGAUUGUCAUACUGCUAUUAAGUUUGUCAGUAAGGUGACCGGAAGGGUGGUGAUUUUGAGAGAUAACAAUAGGUUUCAUAGGUUUGAAGAUGGGGUGUGUUCCUGUGGGGAUUAUUGGUGAUUUUGGAGUUUGAUUACAGGGCCUCAAUCACCUUCCGCAGGGGAAUCAGCCUCGCUCUGUGUCGAGGUAUCUCAUCAGAUGAUGUUUUAUCAUUUUGGAGUCAGAUUUGAUUGAUUGCUUAUUCUCCGAUUACUGACUGAAUUGUAUUGGUUCAAAACAUAACUUGUUGAAAUUACCACCACAGAAAGUUAAAGAUAUUGAAUAGAAUCCCAAAUUGAGCUCAUUAUUCACUUU